AUGCUUAUUGCAUGUGCCGAUGAGGUUAGGUUCGCUGAGGAGCUACGGCGAGGGGGUCAUCUGAAUGCAGCUGCAGACGUCAUCGACUGGCUACCAAAAGGGAAUGCAUGUUGUUACGUUGCUGGGAGAUUGAGGGUGCAGAGAGGCGAUUAUGACGAAGCAGCAGACCUAUUCGAACGAAGUCCUUUGGCUUUCCGCAAUGAAACUGAGGUCGCAGCCCUGCAAGCCGUCUUACCGAGGUCACUGGAAAACCUGGAUUCGCUCUCCGACUACUAUCAGCAUAUAGCCUUGCUGUUCGAGGAACAAUCUCAGUUUCAACUGGCUGUCCCCUUUUACAAGCUUGCUAUUGAAAGCGCUCAAUCAGAGUCUGCAGCCACAGACCUGUGGUAUAAUGUCUUCAGAGGCCAAUUAUUAAGAGAAGAUUUUGAAGACGCUUAUAUGAGUGUGGUGGAGAUGCCUGGUGGCAU
Acaulospora colombiana is the source of this 467-nucleotide messenger RNA. The record is from the annotation of a GenBank genome assembly. NCBI's taxonomy places the organism in Eukaryota, Fungi, Glomeromycota, Glomeromycetes, Diversisporales, Acaulosporaceae.